AUGCCAAGUCACCUCCAUCCCAGAGACGUAGAGGCGAGGAUUCCACCUCUACCGGAGAGCUACUGCCUAUGCCGACCUCUCCCGGAGCAGACCUGCAAAGUCCCGCGGCGCAGGACGCUCUGUUUUCCAGCCCUCCUCAGUUGCACUCUUCAGGUGCGUAUCUGAAGCUCUCGGGUAGAGGGAACCCCAAGGAGUGGUGUUAGGGGCACACCCAUGAGACAGAGGCCUGAUCUGGGCUCUGCACGGAAGGGUCUGCAGGUGGAUCUGCAGUCUGAUGGGGCAGCAGCAGAAGACAUAGUGGCAAGUGAACAGUCUCUGGGCCAAAAACUUGUGAUUUGGGGAACAGAUGUAAAUGUGGCAACAUGCAAGGAGAAUUUUCAGAGAUUUCUUCAGCGUUUUAUUGACCCUCUGGCUAAAGAAGAAGAAAAUGUUGGCAUUAAUAUUACUGAACCUCUGUACAUGCAACAACUCGAGGAGAUUAAUGUUAUCGGAGAGCCAUUUCUAAAUGUAAACUGUGAACACAUAAAAUCAUUUGACAAAAAUUUGUACAGACAGCUCAUCUCCUACCCACAGGAAGUUAUCCCAACUUUCGAUAUGGCUGUCAAUGAGAUCUUCUUUGAUCGUUACCCUGACUCAAUCUUAGAACAUCAGAUUCAAGUGAGACCAUUUAAUGCGUUGAAGACUAAGAAUAUGAGAAAUCUGAAUCCAGAAGACAUCGACCAGCUCAUCACCAUAAGCGGCAUGGUGAUCAGGACGUCCCAGCUGAUCCCUGAGAUGCAGGAGGCCUUCUUUCAGUGCCAAGUGUGUGCCCACACCACCCGGGUAGAGAUUGACCGUGGUCGCAUUGCUGAGCCCAGUGUGUGUGGGCACUGUCACACCACCCACAGCAUGGCACUCAUCCACAACCGCUCGCUCUUCUCCGACAAGCAGAUGAUAAAACUUCAAGAGUCUCCUGAGGACAUGCCUGCAGGGCAGACUCCUCACACUGUGGUUCUCUUUGCUCACAAUGAUCUUGUUGACAAGGUUCAACCUGGGGAUAGAGUGAACAUCACAGGUAUCUAUCGGGCAGUGCCUAUUCGAGUCCACCCCCGAGUGAGCAAUGUGAAGUCUGUCUACAAAACCCAUAUUGACGUCAUUCAUUACCGGAAAACGGAUGCAAAACGUCUACAUGGCCUUGAUGAAGAAGCAGAACAGAAACUUUUUUCAGAGAAACGUGUGGAAUUGCUUAAGGAACUUUCCAGGAAGCCAGACAUUUAUGAGAGACUUGCUUCAGCCUUGGCUCCAAGCAUCUAUGAACAUGAAGAUAUAAAGAAGGGAAUCUUGCUUCAGCUCUUUGGUGGAACAAGGAAGGAUUUUAGUCACACAGGCAGGGGCAAGUUCCGUGCUGAGAUCAACAUCCUUCUGUGUGGUGACCCAGGCACCAGCAAGUCCCAGCUGCUGCAGUACGUGUACAACCUGGUGCCCAGGGGCCAGUACACAUCUGGGAAGGGCUCCAGUGCAGUUGGCCUUACAGCAUACGUGAUGAAAGACCCCGAGACAAGGCAGCUGGUCCUGCAGACAGGUGCCCUUGUUUUGAGUGACAAUGGCAUCUGUUGUAUCGAUGAGUUUGACAAGAUGAAUGAAAGCACCAGGUCUGUGCUACAUGAAGUCAUGGAGCAGCAGACUCUCUCCAUUGCAAAGGCUGGAAUCAUCUGUCAGCUCAAUGCGCGCACCUCUGUCUUGGCAGCAGCAAAUCCCAUUGAGUCUCAAUGGAAUCCUAAAAAAACUACCAUUGAAAACAUCCAGCUACCUCACACAUUACUAUCAAGGUUUGAUUUGAUCUUCCUCAUGCUGGACCCUCAGGAUGAGGCCUAUGACAGGCGUCUGGCUCACCACCUGGUGGCACUGUACUACCAGAGUGAGGAGCAGGUGGAGGAGGAGCUCCUGGACAUGGCGGUGCUGAAGGACUACAUCGCCUACGCGCAUAGCACCAUCAUGCCUCGGCUGAGCGAGGAAGCCAGCCAGGCUCUCAUUGAGGCUUAUGUAGACAUGAGGAAGAUUGGCAGUAGCCGAGGAAUGGUUUCUGCAUACCCUCGACAGCUAGAAUCGUUAAUUCGCUUAGCAGAAGCCCAUGCUAAAGUACGAUUCUCAAACAAAGUGGAAGCGAUUGAUGUGGAAGAGGCCAAACGCCUCCACCGGGAAGCUCUGAAGCAGUCUGCAACAGAUCCCCGAACUGGCAUCGUGGACAUAUCUAUUCUUACUACAGGGAUGAGUGCCACCUCUCGAAAACGGAAAGAAGAAUUAGCGGAAGCAUUGAAAAAACUUAUUUUAUCUAAAGGCAAAACACCAGCUCUAAAAUACCAGCUACUUUUUGAAGAUAUUCGGGGACAAUCUGACAUAGCAAUAACCAAAGAUAUGUUUGAAGAAGCACUGCGUGCUUUGGCUGAUGCUGACUUCCUGACAGUGACUGGGAAGACAGUCCGCCUGCUCUGAAACUGCCAUGAGUGGCCAUCCUUCCCACACCUGCUCACACCAGCACUGCCAUGUGGAGUCUCAAAGUCCUUGCUAGGCUACACAGAAAUGUUCUAACUGGAUUUCAAAUUUUAUAGUAAAGUGUGUGUAUUCUUUUCUAUUACCAUUUUAAGUAAAAGUACUAUGCUAAUGUAUAAAAACAGAUACCAAGCCAAGUUACAGGCGUAGAGUAGAGAUUAUAUUCCUCAACUGCCAUUUUCAGCCACAAAGCUUGACUCUGCUCACAUACAUGGGGGGGCAGCAUGGUCUGCUUUGAAGAAGGCAGGCUGGGCUGUGGUUUUGUAUAGACUUUCUACUGCAGUCAUCCAUGUGCUUAAGGAUUUUAUGACAGGAGCUGACAGAUGUAGUCAGAGUGUAUCAGUUAGGUAUCAGGCAUAUGACCUUAGUAAUUAAAGGCUAGAGAGCUUCUCACAGCACACAAGCUUAAUUCCUGUCAGAGGCCUCUUAUGGCUAUCGUGAAAUGACCGGGAAGAGUGAUUGGAAGUGAUUGAGUUCUAGGUUAACUUCUCCCACUUUAUCCUAAUAUGUAAAA
Otolemur garnettii (small-eared galago) is the source of this 3043-nucleotide messenger RNA. It is a transcript of the gene MCM4, whose product is annotated as minichromosome maintenance complex component 4. Lineage: Eukaryota; Metazoa; Chordata; Mammalia; Primates; Galagidae. Gene Ontology annotation, molecular function: ATP binding; single-stranded DNA binding; single-stranded DNA helicase activity. Gene Ontology annotation, cellular component: nucleus; MCM complex. The transcript is spliced from 15 exons. Gene Ontology annotation, biological process: DNA replication; mitotic DNA replication initiation; double-strand break repair via break-induced replication. The record is from RefSeq and is a predicted model, not a curated record.